This is a messenger RNA of Eruca vesicaria subsp. sativa (arugula), 1539 nucleotides long. The record is from the annotation of a GenBank genome assembly. NCBI's taxonomy places the organism in Eukaryota, Viridiplantae, Streptophyta, Magnoliopsida, Brassicales, Brassicaceae.
AUGGGUAAAGUUCGCCAUGAUUCCGGAUCAGGCGAUGAUUUUGCAAUAGACAAUAACUUUCACAAAGGCCCUUGGACAUCAACUGAAGACCAACUUCUGAUAGCUUAUGUUGAUAAACAUGGUGAUGGUAACUGGAACGCUGUUCAAAAACACUCUGGCCUUUCUCGCUGUGGCAAAAGCUGCCGCCUUCGUUGGGUGAAUCACCUUAGGCCUGAUUUGAAGAAAGGCGCUUUUACCGACAAGGAAGAGCAGCGAGUAAUCGAACUUCAUGCUUCCAUGGGUAACAAAUGGGCUCGAAUGGCUACAGAACUACCUGGUCGCACUGAUAACGAGAUCAAGAAUUUCUGGAACACGCGAGUUAAGAGACUGCAGCGACUUGGCUUACCAAUUUACCCUGAUGAUGUUCGUGAGCAAGCCAUGAAUGCAGCAGCUCAAAAUGGUCAUAACACAGACUCAUUGGAUGGUGGUCAUCAUAGUCAAGAGUCUUUGGACCUAGACUGUCUCGAGAUCCCUGAAUUUGAUUUCAAGUACUUACAACUCAACAACUGUUCCUCCUUCUACCAGUCAAUGCUUAGCAGUAUUCCCACGGGUAACCAGAUGAGACAGAAUCCGUGCUUGUUUCAGUCUAAUGUGUACAACGUCAUAGGUUCCCCUUACAUGCCGCCUAACCGCAAACGCUUUAGGGAACCAGAAACCGCGUGUCCUUACUCGGGUGGUUAUGCUACCAACGACCAAAGUGCUCAGCUUUGGAACUAUCCAUUUGUCGAAAGCACUCCAGGACAGUUCUACGUUGCACCAGAUAGCCAUUUUCUUGGCAAUUCUACGUAUUCUUCUCCUUCUGAGCCUCUCAUUCACGAGGCUGAAAAGUUGGAGCUCCCUUCAUUCCAAUGUUUUGACACUCCUGUCGAUUGGGAAACACAACACUCUAACCCAAUGCAGACGAUUGAGUCAGACAAUACUUUAGUCCAGUUCCCUCUGACACCAUCCGAUUUUCCAUCUUCAUUCUGUGAUGGAUUGUUGGAAUCAGUUGUCUAUGGAUCAUCAGGGGAAAGGCAGACAGCAAAUACGGAUCUAGAUUCCCCGCUGCUUCAGUCCUCUCCUGUCGAGCUUACACCAGCCACUACAAACACAUCAGGACACAACUCCAAUACUGAACCCGAUUUGGUUCAUUUUGGUCCAGCGUCCUCAAAGGAGAGACGCACAUCCUUUGAGGGCGGUGAUUGGAUAAGUCAACUUCUUGGUGAGGAUAGGGAAUACACCCAGUAGAAGAGGAUUUUCGAUGGCAUGAUGCAUAAAGAGCUCUCUCUCUCACUUAUGAUCUCUGACUCACUCUGAGUAGAUUAGUCUGUCUUUACAUAUAUCAGUACUGUGGCUACAAAAAUAACGACCUAUUAGUUUUUAGUGGGUUUAAUAAGCAAGCAUUAUUGCUGCACGAGAUUAUGAUAAGGUUUCUAAAGAUUUUUGAUCAAACGGCUUGAUAAUCAUGCCAAACUAUUUUUGGAUCUCCCAAUAGAUUUUUUUUUUUUUUUUUCGUUUGAA